This is a messenger RNA of Staurois parvus, 280 nucleotides long. Lineage: Eukaryota; Metazoa; Chordata; Amphibia; Anura; Ranidae. The record is from the annotation of a GenBank genome assembly.
CCCCUGAUGUCUCAACUAUGGGGUGUUACUGCCUCCUAACUUUGCGAUGCUAUACAGCUUUGAAGCCAUCAGUUCCAAAAACAUUUAUCUUGGUCUUAUCCAGGGGCGGACUGACAACUGAUGGGGCCCCCAGGCAAUAGGGGAUCAUGGGGCCCCUGUGUCCUUGCCCAAACUCAAAAAAGCCUAUGAAAAAGGUACCAGGGGCAUCUCAUGGGGCCCCCUACUGACCCCUGGCCCUCGGGCAGUGCUUGAGUUUCCAAAUGAUCAGUCUGCCCCUGGU